GGGAAACGUGACCUUACAACUGACUUUUGAAAACCCUUUACAAUAUGGAAAACUGUAAGGAGAAAACCUUGCAAACACUGUAAAAGGCAAUUUCAAUUCCAAUAAAUGGUUGUGUCAAUAACCUCGUUACUCGUAAACGUAGACACUUCCAAAAAUUUUGUGAAUGCCAAAAGUAGUGUAUAUUUUGAAUUUUUGAUAUGACGUAUUCACUAACGAUCUUUAGUUUAUUUCCAAAAGAUGUAUGGCAUUAAAAAUAAAAUUAAUAGAUCAAAUUCUGAAUCAGAUUUGAAUAUUACAAAUUUCGACAACUUAUCAGUGAGCUCUCCUAGGGAUUCUUCAAUUGAAUUUUCUAAAAACUUGUUCUCUCCAAUUGUUAGACGUGUUUAUAUUGAAGAAAUAAUUUCCACGGAUAAAAAUCACUUUUCAAAGAUGAGCAGAAGUUAUAGUGAAUUGCUCAGUGAUGGACCAUGUUCGCCAAAGCUAAUAAGAAUAAAAAAAGAUUUUAGAUCAGAAGGUACGCCUAUGGAAAUUGACACUUCCUAUGAAGAACGCUUCCCAAAAAUGGUCGGUGCAGAAUAUAUGAACAAAUCGUUAAAAAAAUCUGUUAUGUUGGAAAGUAAUCGAAGUGAAACACAAAUUCCACAAGAAAUAAAAGCAAGAGUAAUACAUAUAAACCCUGUUAAAAAAGAAGAAACUAAAAUUAAGUUGUGGUGGUUAUUGAUUCCAGUUAUUCCUAUUAUUUUAAGCUGUUUAUUUAAUAAUUAUUCCUACAUUUUCGUAAAUUCUGACAUUCAAGUUGAAAAUAUUAAAAAUGAUUUAAUGAAAAAUGUUCAUGGACACAAACCAUUGGUAGAAUCUAUUGUAUAUAUAUUAGAGAACAGACAAAAUUGGGAAGACAUGAACAAACUUCUUGUAUUUGUUGGUUCACAGGGCGUGGGAAAAACAUUUACAGCAAAUUUGUUUAAGAAACAUUUCUCUUCAAAUUUGGUACAUGACAUUUAUGGAUCACAAUUAUAUUACGAGACUGAAAAGCAGAGAAUACUUGAUGGUAUUAAAAGUUGUUGCCUAAAUUUAAUAAUAAUUGAUGAUUUAAAUCAAAAUGAUAAUGAUGAAUUAUACGAUUUUAUUCACGUUUUACCUAAAAAUUCGUUUAUUUUAGUAAUAGCUAUUUAUAAUAUUCAUUAUUCAGAUAAUAAUAUGAACACAAUCUUAAACCAAGAAAACAUUGUUAGAAUUCGUGAUAGUUUUGAUGUUUCUGGUAUAAAAAAUUACGAAUUGCUUGUAUUCGAAGACUUUACACAGGAACAAAUUAAAGACUGGCUAAAGAAGCAAAUUGAAUCGAAAAAUGUUUCAUUAGAUCUUGAAGAUGAAAUUCUGCAAAACGUUUUAGAUGCUCAUAAUGUUGAACAUGGACUGAAGGGACUACAUUCCAAAUUAGUUAUGGAAUUAGAAAAAUAUAGAAAUUGAAAUGUUAUGUUAAUAAGUAAUUUUGAAUGUAUUUAAUGAUAAUCAUUAAAUUUUUAUUUUUCUAA
Messenger RNA from Psylliodes chrysocephalus, 1532 nucleotides. NCBI's taxonomy places the organism in Eukaryota, Metazoa, Arthropoda, Insecta, Coleoptera, Chrysomelidae. The record is from the annotation of a GenBank genome assembly.